Raphanus sativus (radish) is the source of this 1473-nucleotide messenger RNA. RefSeq names its product putative F-box/kelch-repeat protein At2g29810. The transcript is spliced from 2 exons. Gene Ontology annotation, molecular function: protein binding. The coding region runs from base 72 to 1166 and encodes 364 amino acids. NCBI's taxonomy places the organism in Eukaryota, Viridiplantae, Streptophyta, Magnoliopsida, Brassicales, Brassicaceae. The record is from RefSeq and is a predicted model, not a curated record.
AAACACAAAACACAGAGAAAGAACAUUUUCAAAAACAGAGCUUUCCUCACCCACCGAGAAGACAAGAAGAUAUGGAAGAAGUGAAGAAAAUCUUGGACGAAAGUCCAGACGACGUCACCGAGCGUAUCCUCGCAAUCACCCGGAGAUGUUAUUACCCGAACCUCUCUCUCGCCUCCAAGAACUUCAACCGUAUUCUUGGUACUCCGGGAAUCUACCACUUACGCUCCGCCCUCGGCGUCACCGAACCCAUUCUCUACGCCUCCAUCGGUUUCCCUCCUUCCGAAAGCGCUAGUUGGUUCAUUCUACACCAAGAAAAGGUUUCUUUACGCCUACGCAAGAUCCUAUCACUCCCUUCGAGGCUUCUGAUUGCGGUCGCCACAGUCGGAACAGAUAUGUACGUACUCGGCGGAAGCGUCAGUGGGAAACCCACGUCGGACGUGAAUCUCAUUGACUGCAGAUUCCACACCAGUCGCUCUCUCCCGAGCAUGAAAAGAGCUCGCAGCGGCGCCGUCGCCGGAGCCAUCGACGGCAAGAUAUACGUUAUCGGAGGUUGUACGAAAGAGUCCGACUUUAUCGGAGGUUGUAUCGAAUCGUUUGAUGUAGAGACUCAGUCUUGGCGUGACAUGCCUUGGGUGUUGCCACGUGUCCAUUGUCAAGGAAAGUUCGUGACAAGUGCUGUGAUGGACGACAAGAUCUUUGUUUUGGGUACCAAAUGUUUGGUUUUCGAUCCCAAUGUAGGUGCUUUGGUUCAAUGGGACGAUGGAGGUGAGCUUAAGAAACUGUGGCAAGCCUCCUCUUGUGUGAUUGAUGAUAGGUUGUAUACGAUUGAUCUUGGGCGGUCUCUUAAGCACCCCAUCAUCGUGUAUGAUCCAAAGGCAGAGGAGAAGAGGUGGAGACCCGUUUAUGGUGUUAACUUGAGUAGGGAUUUGCGCCCUCUUAUUGCUUAUUAUGACUCCAAAAUGGCGAAUUUUGGUGGGAAGCUGUUGAUACUUGUUGGUGGUAUCGCCAUGCCUGAUUCUCAUUGCGAGGACGAACAGGUUUGGUGCGUAAAGAUCGCUUUGGAAAGACACGGAGAUGAGAUUUGGGGGCAUGUGGAAUCAACCGAGCUGGUGCUUGAAUCAAAAAAGUGGCCUUCCAUUGAGCUUUCUCGAACUGUCACUCUUUGAUGAUAGCUGCUUAAGAUGGGUGUGGUUAACCUCUUACAGGUGAAGGAUCGUCUUGUUCAUGUCUUUUAAGCAGCUUGUUGAUCGAUCGAAGCAAAGUUUCUGUCAUCUCACACCUCAAUUGUAACUCGUCCUUCUUAACCUUUGUGCACAGUGUGAAAACUCUUUACCGAUUUAGCCUUGAUUUUAGCUGCCUUUUGUAAAGUGAUACUUCUGGUUAUUUUUGAAAACUCAGAUACUUCUGCCUUUUGAUAACUCAGAUAUAUAGGCCAUUCCUUCUCUUAUUUUUAGCUGCCUUUUGUAAAGUGAU